AUGCUUACAAAUGCUGCCAUGCAGCAUAAGGUUCUAUGUAUGUAUUAUACAAACUUCGAGUCAAAGAUCAUGCUCAAGUACAGUAUGGUGACAGCUCAGUUCUAUAAGAUGGAUCCAGUUGAGUACAAGACCUGGAGGGAGUCAUGCACUGAGGUUGCUGAGGCUGAGGAGGAUGAGGGCAAUGGGUCUGUGAAUAAAGCUGACAGCACAAGCAACAUGGCUGGCACCAUAUUCAUUAUGGUCCAGGUAGCAGAUGCAUCAACUAUCAUUUUAGCACCUGCUAUCUUGAUGUUGCAAGCAGCUGCAGGCCGUUUCAUCAUUGCCCAUCCCAUUGCAGAGUCUGACUUCAAUGUUGUGCUUGUGCAAAAAAGGUCAGCAACCACUGCUGCACCACAUGCAAAGAAACCCUGCAUGCAACGUGGGUCCAUGGAGUUCAUCAAUAUUGUCUCGGGUGCAGAAGAUGAGUUAGUUACAGUUACCAAAAAGCCUCAUGCCAUGCACAAGGACAAGGGUGUGCCCAGGAAGAAGAAGACACACCGUAUUGCUGGUGAUGAAAAUCAUGCCCCUACACCAUCCGCGGAUGCUGCCAUCACUGUCACUGACAGCCCUCCCUCUUUCUGUGCAGCUUUACAGACAGCUGGUCCAAUGACUGCUUUCACACCUCUCUUAGAUGUGUGA
Laetiporus sulphureus 93-53 is the source of this 678-nucleotide messenger RNA. RefSeq lists its product as uncharacterized. The record is from RefSeq and is a predicted model, not a curated record. Bases 1 to 678 code for a protein of 225 amino acids. NCBI's taxonomy places the organism in Eukaryota, Fungi, Basidiomycota, Agaricomycetes, Polyporales, Laetiporaceae. The transcript is spliced from 3 exons.